GGGGUUAAGAAGUGGUAGGGUUUUUGCGUACUCCCCGGGAGCACCAGGCAAACCAGGAGAAGGAAGCCACUGCAGCUCAGGCAGCAACCCAGCAAGCCUUAGAAGGAAUUGGAAAACUGUUGGCGGUCUUUGGUUUCGUCGGACCAUCUGUGGCUCAGGAUCAGCCGUCGACCUCUCCGGACUCCUACGACCCUAAGAACUACACCCAAGCUGCUGAAGUGGAACACAUGGACUACACCCAAGCUGCUGAAGUGGAAAACAUGGAUGUCGAUGAAGAUCCAGUGGGCAGCAGAGCUAUCCCCGAACUACCUCGCCCAAGGUUGGAGCUGCACUCGACAGCAAAGACAUUCUGACACUGUGGGAAAACCUCCAUCAACAGUCGCCGAUCAUGCUCAACUCAGAAGAGCACAAGGUGAUGCUGGAGUCCUUGUCCGAGCAGCUCGCCGUGGAGGCUUUGGACGGGGCCUGUGCCGCGGGCUGCAUGGCGCUCUUGAUGGACAGGGAGGUGACUUCCGACCACGACUGGGUGUCGCUGUCUGUGCGCUACGUGGCCGACACUGGGGAUGCCGUGGAGCGCUUGAUUCUGGUGCAGGAUGCGAGGGAUUUCAAUGGAUCUCCAACCGAAUUCUCCUCUUACUUAUUCAGACAGUUCAAGAAUCUGUGCGGGAAAGCCAAAAUGGACUGGCAGUACCCUCUGAAAUUCUUGAGUGCAGUUGACUGCGGCCACUUUGGACCACACUUUGUGACGCUCGUCCGAGCUGAGGCGAUACUUGUUCAAAACGUGGGAAGCAUCUCUGUGCCCCUCGACAGACGGGUCGCUAUUGCGUGCUACGAAACCCCUGCAGUCUCAGAACCCGUGAAGGACUACUUGCCCACAUUUUUCAGCACCAUUGACGUGUUGAGGCAACACUUCGCCAUGAGCGGCCAGAGGUUCGGGUUACUGAGGCGCGUCUGCAACUAUGUGGGUGAACGUGACCCGUGGCUGACUUACACAUCAUCCAUCAAGUUCCUCCUUGAAAACCGAGCGAAAUUCCCAAGACUGCUACAGCAAUCUGUUGGUUUGGAUCCAAGUCAGAAGCUCAUCAUGGCCUCUGUCCAGGAAAAAUUAGAUGAACAGUUGUUUAUAACCUGUCUAGUAACAUUCGAUGGGGUGUUCAGUCAGCUUCAGGGCGCUCCAGAGCCUGACGUCGACUCAAGCAGUGGCUGGAAAUCUAUUUUGCGUCGUCUGGAAGGGCAUGAACAUGUUUUAUCAGGCCCUGCAUUCCAGGAAUGUCUUGUAGAAAGAAUCAAAGCCAUUGGGCCUUACUACUAUUUGCCACAAGAAGGCAAGGCUCGUUCCCUGAUAGGCUUCGUAACGAAAGUGGCCAGCAAAGUCGUGAGCCAAAUGUUGACAGCCUUUCGGGAGUGUUCUCUUCUAUUAAAUUGCUUGGAAUCUGAGGAGGACAGGUCAAGAGGUGUGCUCGACUUCGGCCGCUACAAGUUCCAUGAGGAGCUGUUGUCCUUGAGGAAGCUGUUUCCUCAGUGCAGCAUGGAUUCGCCUCAGGUAGUUCUGAGGAAGCUUCCUCGGUUUGAGUUCGUGAGAACCCGACCAGCUUUGCACCGAGCCCUGCAGCGCGUGGUGACCAUGCCUCUGAUCCCACCCGUGGGCCCGCGGUCCGCGGCACAGCUCCGUGACGGCGUGCGGCGUACCGCCGCCAUCCUGCCUGCCAUGGGCACCGCCGUGGUCUCGGUGGCCGUCUUCGCCUGCCGCCCCUCGGAGAACGCGCUCGCCAGGGCGCUGCUUGAAGUGCGAGCGAAGUGCCCCCAGCUCGCGGUCAGCCGCCCGGGACUCGUGGAAACCAGACUGUGACCUGUGGACACGGUGGUGCUGAAGCCUGUGCGCCUGGUUGGUACAUUCGCUUUAAAGACUGUCGGAAUCAAAUGUACCUCCAGUUCCUGAUACUUUCAGUUCGCAAGCACGAUAGGGAUGUGUUACUCACAGCUGAGUCUUAAUUCGGUGAUUUGUGUUGGAGUCUAGCAUGGUGGUACUCCAUUUUGCCUGUAAAGGUUUUUGAUUGUUAAUUUGCCCUGGAAGGGUUUUCGCGUCUAGCUUGGUGCGAUUCCAAUUUGUUUGUAAGUUAGGAUUUGACAUUGUUUAUUUCUUUUUCUAGUGUGUUAAUCGGUACAUUUAAGUUCCUCCAUGUAUACCUUAUACAGUACGAAGUAAGAUAAUAGCAGACUGUACAUCAUUGUGCGAGUUCCAUGUUCUAUAAUCAAGUAUGUUCUUCUAAUUUGCAUUGUAAGUCUUUUUUCUUUUGUAAAAAUUUCUUUGCAGUAUAAUUUUAUUUUUUCAGCUUUGAAUCAGUCGCUGUUAUUAUUAUCCCUGUCAAUCAAAAUAAAACUUUCUUUCAAACUGCA
This is a messenger RNA of Thrips palmi, 2397 nucleotides long. RefSeq lists its product as uncharacterized. The coding region runs from base 389 to 1849 and encodes 486 amino acids. The transcript is spliced from 4 exons. The record is from RefSeq and is a predicted model, not a curated record. Lineage: Eukaryota; Metazoa; Arthropoda; Insecta; Thysanoptera; Thripidae.